CAAAUUGCAGCAGAAUUGUGCGAUUUUGACACAAACUGUGUAAUUCCGUGCAAAUGACCUCAACUAAGCUUCUCUUGAACCUGAAUGAUGUUUACCAUGCCUUGAUAAUCAUCCAAGCUUCGAUUUGCUUGUUGUAUGUUGUUUUCAACCCAUAUCUGCUCAAUAAGGCCAUUUAAAGCUUCAUGCAUCUUCUUAGCUCUAGCUCUCGUGACUGGACCUCCUUGGGUUUCAAUCAUGUCAAGCGGUGAUGACAGAAAACACCAAGAGGAUGAUUCCUUAAUGGUCAAAGCUAUGCAACAACAAUUUCAGAGGCUAGACAUCAUCAUGUUUGGUGAAAUUAAAGACAAAAUGGAGAAGCAAGAUGCAGCCGUUGCCAAAUUAUACCAAAUAGAAAAUGGAAGUCCAAAUUUGCAUAAUCACAAUCUUGAUGACAAUGAUGAAGAUGCAUUCAAUGAUGAUGCCCAAAACUCAAAUUUCAGCAUGGACAGAUUUAUGAGAGGUAGAGGGGGUCAAAGAUAUAGAUUUAACAAAGGAGACCAAAAUCUGGCAAGGUGGGGAGAUCGGCAAGAUCAUAACUUAGGCAGCAUCAAGAUGAAGAUUCCUCCAUUUCGACGCAAAAAUGAUCCAGAUGUGUAUUUGGAGUGGGAAAAGAAGGUGGAAUUGGUGUUUGAUUGCCAUAACUAUUCUGAGGAGAAAAAUGUGAAACUAGUAGCGAUGGAAUUUACUGAUUACGUUGUGGUGUGGUGCGAUCAGCUUGUGCUUAGUAGACGUAGAAAUCGAGAGCAUCCUGUUAACACUUGUGGAAGAGAUGAAGGCUGUGAUAAGAAAACGGAGAUGGAAAUCGCAAUGGUUAGAGCGAAUGUGGAAGAGGACAGAGAAGCAACUAUGGCACGGUUUCUGCAUGGCUUAAAUCGUGAUAUAGCUAAUGUGGUAGAGUUGCAACAUUAUGUGGCAUUAGAAGAUAUGGUGCAUACGGCGAUGAAAGUAGAAUGGCAACUCAAGUGUAAAGGAGCCACCAGCAGAACUGGGCAAAAUUCAGGGGGCAUGUUGCAUUGCAAUGUUUCUAAUAAGCACACGAUGAUCUUAAGAGAAGAUGGAGAAAUUGAAACCGAGGGUGAAUCUGAUGAUGAAUCUAUGCCACCAUUAGAAGAUGCUAAUGAUGGUGUGGAAUAUGCCGUUAAUGGAGAACUGCUCGUCACCAAGUAUGUAGUGUUAUUAUUGAUGGUGGCAGUUGUACUAGCUAGCAUUGUUUUGGUUGAAAAGCUUAAUUUACCUAUGAUGAAGCAUCCAAGGCCAUAUAAGCUGCAAUGGUUAAAUGAUUGUGGAGAAAUUAAGGUUUAUGAGGAUCAACUGAGAUUGAAAAAAGAGAGUAAGCUGAGAAAAGAGAGUGAGCAGGGUAUGAAAAACAGAGAGAAAACAGCAGAGAAAGAGUUAAAGAAGAGAGAAAAGAUCGAGAGUGUUGAAAACAAAGAGAGAAAAUCAGUGAGUGUUUAUGCAAAAGAAAGUGAUGUCAAGGCUGCAUUCUUUGCAAAGCAGCCUGUGUUUGUGCUUCUGUAUAAAGAUGCUUAUUUCAACACUAACGAACUUAAUGAUUCUUUGCCUAGUGCUGUUAAAUCUCUUUUGCAAGACUUCAAGGAUGUGUUUCCAGAUGAUGUUCCUAAUGGUUUACAACCAAUAAGAGGAAUCGAGCAUCAAAUUGACUUCAUUCCUGGUGCAACAAUUCCAAAUCGACCAGCAUAUCGAAGCAAUCCCAAUGAGACGAAAGAACUUCAAAGGCAGGUCGAAGAACUCAUGAAAACAGGACAUGUGAGAGAAAGCAUGAGUCCAUGUGCAGUUCCAGUGCUACUUGUGUCUAAGAAGGAUAGGACGUGGCGUAUGUGCGUUGAUUGUCGCGCGGUCAACAAAAUCACUGUAAAGUAUCGUUACCCUAUUCCUAGAUUAGAUGACAUGUUAGAUGAGUUGCAUGGUUCUUGCAUAUUCUCUAAAAUUGAUUGUGGAUAUCAUCAGAUUAGGAUGAAGGAAGGAGAUGAAUGGAAAACAGCCUUUAAAACGAAACAUGGUUUAUAUGAGUGAUUAGUUAUGCCAUUUGGAUUAGCUAAUGUGCCUAGUACAUUCAUGCGAUUAAUGAAUCAUGUUUUGCGUGCUUUCAUUGGCAAAUUUGUGGUUGUUUAUUUUGAUGACAUUCUGAUAUAUAGCAAGAGUUUAAUUGAACAUAUUGAGCAUGUGCGAAUGGUACUAGAGGUGUUGAGAAAAGAAAAGUUGUUUGCUAACCUUAAAAAGUGUUCCUUUUGCACAAAUCAGAUUGUUUUUUUAGGGUAUGUUGUUUCAGUUGAUGGAAUUGCAGUAGAGGAAGAAAAGAUUAAGGCUAUU
Messenger RNA from Rubroshorea leprosula, 2370 nucleotides. The record is from the annotation of a GenBank genome assembly. Lineage: Eukaryota; Viridiplantae; Streptophyta; Magnoliopsida; Malvales; Dipterocarpaceae.